AUGGCCGACGCAGAUUUGAAGCAAGCGAUUCUCCGGCUGACUGAUCUCAUCGCAAACCAGCAGCAGCAGAUUGCAGCUCUCCAGCAGGGUAACGCCAAUCAAGUUGGAAGCGAGAAGAUCAUCGAGUCACUCUCAACGGGAAUCGACGAGUUUCAGUACGAUCCAGACGGCGGCAUCUUCUUCGAUUCGUGGUAUGCUCGAUACGAGGACGUGUUCAAGGAGGACGGAAAGCAUUUGGAUGACAAAGCAAAGGUCAGGCUACUUCUGCGGAAAAUCGGCACGCAAUUCCACGAACGCUACGUGAACAGUGUUUUGCCGAGUCAUCCGCGGGAUUUUUCAUUCGAAGACACCGUCAAGAAGCUGAAGAAACUUUUUGGACGCCAAAAGUCACUCUUCAACGCGCGCUACCAGUGUCUUCAAUACGUGAAAAAUGAAGUCGACGAUUUUUCGUCUUACUCAGCAUCGGUGAACAAGCACUGCGAAGCGUUCCAGAUCGAAAAGCUAUCCAGCGACCAAUUCAAGACGCUCAGGUUCGUAUGCGGUCUCCAGUCACCACGCGAUUCGGAUAUCCGGACCAGGCUGAUCGGGAAGUUGGAAGCUGAAGAAAACGCGCCGCCCGCCGACGGUGCCAACCUCAAGCUUGAAAACUUGGUUGAGGAGUGCAACCGCAUUAUCAACCUUAAGCAAGACACGCAAAUGAUCGAGAAAGGUUGUACGGACCAGUCUAAAGUCAACGCAAUCUCUCGUCAUCGUACUUCAAACGGAAAGGAGAAGAAGUCACCAAAAACACCUUGCUGGUUCUGUGGGGAUCUUCAUUAUGUCAAGGAGUGCCCCUACCAGACACACACAUGUUCAAAGUGUAAACGGAAGGACCACAAGGAAGGGUACUGCUCCUCAUCCGAGAAGAAGCCGACAAAGCAGAUCGAUAAACCCAAACCUAAGGACAUCGUCAAGUCUAAAGGUAUUGCGGUUAAGCGAGUUGAUCUGAAAGCAAAGCGGAAGUUCGUGAAAAUCGACAUCAACGGUGUACCAGCAAAGUUGCAGCUCGAUUGUGCAUCUGACAUCACCAUCAUCUCCAAACGAACUUGGACAUCGGUGGGUAAGCCUGUCAUCGAGACAACGGAUGUCGCUGCUGUGAGCGCCUCGGGUGACGGCGUAGGUGAAUUCAACGCUGAAAUCACCAUCCAAGACGUGACGAAAGUGGGCCGCAUUUUCGUUACAAGCAAUCCGGAUCUCAACGUUCUGGGAAUUGAAACGAUCGAUCAGUUCGAUCUCUGGUCGGUUCCGUUCAGUUCAUUAGUCAACUCAAUCCAACAAAACUCAAACGCAACAAUGCAGAAGCUGCAAGCAAAGUUCCCUGAAGUGUUCCAACCAACCCUCGGAUGCUGCACCAAAGCUAAGGUAACGCUCUACCCGAAGCCAGAUGCACGACCUGUGUACUGCCCCAAGCGACCGGUUGCCUACGCUGCCCUUCCGAAGGUUGAUGCUGAGCUGCAGAGACUUCAAGACAACGGCAUCAUCUCACCAGUCCAGUUUUCUGAUUGGGCUGCACCUAUCGUCGUGGUUCGUAAAUCUGAUGUCUCCGUUCGCAUUUGUGGUGACUAUUCCACAGGUCUCAACAAUGCACUAGAAUCAGAUCGCCAUCCACUGCCUCAUCCGGACGAUAUCUUCGGUGAACUCGCCGGUUGCCGUUUCUUCUCCUGUAUCGAUCUUUCGGAUGCCUAUCUCCAGGUCGAAGUUGAAGAAGCUUCUCGGAAACUGCUAACGAUAAACACACACAAAGGUCUGUUCCUGUACAACCGAUUGCCACCCGGAGUCAAAUCCGCACCAGGUGCAUUCCAGAGGAUCAUCGACAGUAUGCUAGCCGGAAUUCCUGGAGUGAAACCGUACCUGGAUGACAUUCUAAUUGCUGGAAAGACCCAAGAAGAGCACGAUCGUAGUCUGAAUGAUGUGCUCCAACGUAUUCGUGAGUAUGGAUUCCAUCUGCGCAUCGAGAAGUGCCGUUUUUCACUUCCGCAGAUCAAGUUUCUGGGUCACAUCCUCGACAAGGAUGGUCUCCGCCCGGAUCCAACCAAAACAAGAGCAAUCUCUGAGAUGUCAGCACCAACGAAUCUGUCGCAACUGCGUUCAUACCUGGGUGCGAUUAACUAUUAUGGACGGUUCGUUGGACAGAUGAAGGAACUCCGAGUGCCGCUGGACUGUCUACUGAAGAAAGACGCUGCUUGGAAGUGGACUGCCGAUUGUCAAAAGUCGUUCGAUCGGUUCAAAUCCAUUCUGGUCUCCAAUCUCUUGCUGACACACUUUGAUCCUAACAAGGAAAUGAUCGAGGAAAUGACGGGUCUGUCAAGGCUAUCGCUCAUGCUUCAAGGUCACUCACUCCUGCGGAAGAAAAUUAUGGUCAAAUUGAAAAGGAAGCGCUCGCGUUGGUGUUUGCAGUAA
Molecule: messenger RNA, 2439 nt
Organism: Toxorhynchites rutilus septentrionalis
Lineage: Eukaryota; Metazoa; Arthropoda; Insecta; Diptera; Culicidae
Exons: 1
Coding region: 1-2439 (812 amino acids)
Source: RefSeq, a predicted model, not a curated record